AUGGGAGCUGAUGAGUGGAUAUCAGUGUAUUCCAACCCACUUCAAUUAAAAUCAGACUGUGUUAUUAUUUAUGGAAAAGAAGAACAUCUAAUACAAUUCAGUGUAGAUAGUGAAAAUAUUAUUAUUCGUUUGAACAACCAAACGUAUAAAAGUAAAAUUAACGCAUUGACUAUUACAAACAUAUAUUUUAGUAAAACUAAAAUCAAUAAAAAUAAUCUCAUUCAACUCACUAGUCCAACAGAUAUUAUCCCACUAUAUGACUCUGUUUGUAUACGAUUUAGAGAAGGAUAUCAAAUGGAAUAUUGGUAUUACUACCUCAAAGCCUGUCAAAAGGGAAGAAGAAAGUAUUAUACUGGUGAUGAGGCAUUUGUUUCAUUAUUCAAAGAAUUGAACAGACUAUCUUCACAAAAUUCUAAAGAAAGUUUUCCUUGGAUACAACUAUCAAAUUUCUUUAUCGGUAGGAUAUUUUACACUAAUGCACAAACACAAAAUAUUGUAGAUAAAAUCAAAGGCACAGUAACCCGUAAAUUACAAAGUCUGGUAUGCACAAUGAUUCCUUCCAUUAAAUGUACUGACUGUUCAUUAGGUUGUCGUGCCCCAUUGAUUAAGUCAAUCAUUUCUCAUAUUCCUAAAGAAACUGAUGGAAGAUUUUUAUUAGAUUUUGACGUUGUCUACAAUUCAUCAAAUUUUAUUGAAAUUUCAUUGUCCUUUGUUAUUCCUUACUUCCUUGAAGAACCUCUUCCAAUACGAAUUUUAGUAUCACUCCCACAACUUUCUGGAACCUGUCGUGCUGAUAUACCUGAUGUACCAUCGAGAAGCAUUUAUUUGUCUUUUCAUCAACUCCCCAAAUUCACUCUUAAAUAUCAAAUACAAAUCGGAAGGUAUUACUUUGUUCCAACAAAGGCUAUUGACUCUAUAAUCCAUUUUAUAGUUGAAAUGGUUAUUGUUAAAAAAAUGAUACUUCCAUCAUUAUUAAGAAUUCCAAUUCCACAAAUCAGUGAAAUAGCUCGGCCAACACAAUUUGAUACUUACAAUCCAUUUGUUGAUACAAAAUAUAAAUUACCAGACCUCCCUUGUAUGUCAGACAAUCUUAACACCUCUCCUUAUAUACCUGAUGUUUUAUAUACAGAAGAAAUAAAAAAAUCUGAUCUUGAAAAUAAAAAGUUUGAUAUUUUCAAGUUCAGUCGUCAAGUAGCAACAAAAUUUUUUGAUCUCGCUGUCAGUGGGGAAUUUAAAAAAGACUUCAGAUCAGAAAAAAAACUUGAGAAACAUCAAAAAAUCAUUCUUAAAGAACAACAAAAACAAGAAAAAAAAGAACUUAAAAGUUUUAAGAGAAGAGAAAAACGUCAUACUAUUCAAACUACAUUAGAAGAAUUAGAAAAAGUGAAUGAUGAUAUAAAAAAGAAUGAACAACUUGACAGUCCAAAAAUAAAUCUGUCAGUGAAUAAAGAAGAGUUAUUAUCAGCCAAAAGUGAUACUAUUUUAACAGAAAGAAAACAACAAUCUUUAAAUUUCCAACAAACAAUGGGAAGAAAAGAUGAAACACUAAUCGAAAAAGACAAAGUCGUAAAAAAAGAAUUAUCUGAACAAAAGAAAGAUAACUUAAUAACUCCAAAUGAAAAGGCAAAAUUAUCAACACAGAAAGAAUCACCAUCUUUCUGCUCUUUUGAAUUUAUGAAACAAAAAACCUUUACACCAAGAGAAGAAAGAGAUAAAUCAGAUAAUUUCUUCGUUCAUACUUUUCCAUUUCAAGAAGAAACCAAAAGUCAAGAAGGAACUCCAAAAAGAUGUGAUUCAUCUAAUGAACUUGAACGAGUAAGAAGUACGUCUCCUGUAGGAGAACCAGAACCUGAAGAGAAGAAAAAGAAAAAAACAAGCCUUAGUAUCAAAGAACGAAUUAUCAGUAGUUAUGCAAUACAAUCAGCAAUUCAUAGGGUACGACAUAGUUCAAAAACAGAAGAGAAAAAAGAAGAAAAAUAA
Messenger RNA from Entamoeba nuttalli P19, 1980 nucleotides. RefSeq lists its product as hypothetical. The record is from RefSeq and is a predicted model, not a curated record. The coding region runs from base 1 to 1980 and encodes 659 amino acids. Gene Ontology annotation, molecular function: lipid binding. The transcript has a single exon. NCBI's taxonomy places the organism in Eukaryota, Evosea, Mastigamoebida, Endamoebidae. Gene Ontology annotation, cellular component: endoplasmic reticulum.